AUGGCGUCGCCGGUGCCCAUGAAGCACAUUGACAGAGAGGAUCUCUACACCAAUCUAGAAGCUCGUAUCCAAUAUCUGCAUUCCUUCCUAGACUUUUCAAGUAACGACAUUGAAGCGCUCAUCUCGGGCGCAAAAUACAUCAAAGCUCUGGUCCCUGCCGUCGUCAACAUCGUCUACCGCAAGCUUCUCCAGUACGACAUCACCGCGAGAGCCUUCACGACCAAGAACACCACGCAGGGCGGGGAGGUUGGCGAGGCCCUCCACGAGGACAGUCCCCAGAUCGUACACCGAAAGAUGUUUCUGCGCGCAUACCUCAACAAGCUGUGCUCGGAUCCGAGCAAGAUGGAAUUCUGGGAGUACUUGGACAAGGUUGGCAUGAUGCACGUCGGGCUCGGCAGAAAGCACCCGCUGCACAUUGAAUACGUCCACCUCGGCACGUGUCUAGGCUUCAUCCAGGACAUCAUGACCGAGGCCAUCCUGUCGCACCCCCGGCUGCACAUGUACCGCAAGAUUGCGCUCGUCAAGGCCCUCAACAAGGUCAUCUGGAUCCAAAACGACUUCAUGGCCAAGUGGCACGUCAGGGAGGCCGAUGAAUUCGGCCUCCUGGAGACGGACGUGGUCAUUGAGAAGGAAGGCUAUUUGCACGGCAAGAAGAUUCUCGACGACAAGCUCAUGGCGGAUGCCGGCGCGGGACUGCCAGCGCCCAGCAAGAGCCAGUGCCCGUUUGCGACCAGUCUGCCUAUUCCAUCGCCCUUGAGGACCAGUAUCGAAGUAGACAACGAAGAAACCAGCGUGCCUAUACCGGCAUCUCCCAAGGUUGAGGUUGAGGGUAGAUGA
This is a messenger RNA of Metarhizium brunneum ARSEF 3297, 837 nucleotides long. RefSeq lists its product as uncharacterized. The record is from RefSeq and is a predicted model, not a curated record. Lineage: Eukaryota; Fungi; Ascomycota; Sordariomycetes; Hypocreales; Clavicipitaceae. Gene Ontology annotation, molecular function: heme binding; oxygen binding.